Messenger RNA from Myotis lucifugus (little brown bat), 1728 nucleotides. Its product is annotated as guanylate-binding protein 7-like. The transcript has 9 exons. Gene Ontology annotation, molecular function: GTPase activity; GTP binding. Lineage: Eukaryota; Metazoa; Chordata; Mammalia; Chiroptera; Vespertilionidae. Bases 1 to 1728 code for a protein of 575 amino acids. Gene Ontology annotation, biological process: defense response to Gram-positive bacterium; defense response to protozoan. The record is from RefSeq and is a predicted model, not a curated record.
AUGGCCUCUGGAUACACCAUGAUGGACCCCAUCUGUAUGGUGGAAAAUCAGAAUAAUCAGCUGACAGUAAAUCCAACAGCACUGGAGAUUCUAGACAAGAUCUCUCAGCCUGUGGUGGUGGUGGCCAUCGCAGGUCUGUAUUGGACAGGAAAAUCCUUCCUGAUGAACUGCCUGGCAGGACAGAACCAUGGUUUCUCUUUGGGCUCCACAGUGAGGUCUGAAACCAAGGGCAUCUGGAUGUGGUGUGUACCACACCCCUUGAAGCCCAACAAUACUCUGGUCCUUCUGGACACUGAGGGUCUGGGCGAUGUGGAAAAGGGUGACUCAAAAAAUGACUCAUGGAUCUUUGCCCUGGCCGUGCUUCUUAGCAGCAUGUUUGUCUACAACAGCAUGAGCACCAUCAACCACCAGGCCCUGGAGCAGCUGCACUAUGUGACUGAACUAACCAAGCUAAUCAGGACAAAGUCCUCUCCCAGCUCUGGUGAAGUAGAUGACUCAGCCGAGUUUAGGAGUUUCUUUCCAGACUUUGUUUGGGUUGUACGGGAUUUCAUGCUGGAGCUGAAGUUAGAUGGACGUAAUAUCACUGAAGAUGAGUACCUGGAGAAUGCCUUGAAGUUGGUUUCAGGCGAGGAUCCCCAAAUCCAGAAGUCCAACAUGCCUAGAGAGUAUAUCAAGAAGUUCUUUCCAAAGCAAAAGUGCUUUACCUUUGACCGGCCUACAAAUGACAAAAAGUUAUUACUCCAUAUGGAGGAGGUGUCAGAAAACCAACUAGAGUGCAGUUUCCAGGAGCAAUCCAAAAAUUUCUGUAACUAUAUCUUCACAGAAGCAAAAACCAAGACCCUCAGAGAGGGAAUCAUUGUCACUGGAAAUUGGUUGGGGUCUCUUGCAAAGGCCUAUGUGGAUGCCAUCAAUAGUGGAGCAGUGCCUUGUUUGGAAAAUGCAGUGACAACUCUGGCUGAACGUGAGAACUCAGCAGCCAUGCAGAAGGCAGCCGACCACUACAGCGAGCAGAUGGCCCAGAGAGUGAGCUUCCCCACAGACACGCUGCAGGAGCUGCUGGACCUGCAUGCAGCCUGUGAGAAGGAAGCCAUUGCAAUCUUCAUGGAGCAUUCCUUCAAGGAUGACAACCAAGUGUUCCAAAAGAAACUUAUGGGCACCAUAGAGAAAAAGAAGGAAGAUUUCUUGCUGCAGAAUGAAGAGGCAUCUACCAAAUAUUGCCAGGCUCAGCUUAAACAGCUUUCAGAGCCACUGUUGGAAAAUAUUUUGAGAGGAACAUUCUCUGUGCCAGGAGGAUACAAUCUCUACGUAAAAGAAAUGGACAAGGUUGAACAUUCCUAUAACCUGGUACCCAGGAAAGGAGUGAAGGUGAGGAAUAAAAAGAGGAUAGCUGAGCAGGCAAAGAAGCAGGCAGUGGAAAAGGAACUGCAGCUAGUGAGACAGACAUUGAAUGAACUCCAGCAAAAAAUGGAGGCUCAAGAGAAAAUCUUUCAGGAAAACCUACUCGAGAUGAAAAAGAUGAAGACAGAAAUAGAAAGCCAACUGAGAAAGCAGGAAAGAAUGCGAAAGCAAAAUCAAAGGAUGUUAGAAGAAAUUGUUCAAAGAUUAAAUAAACUGGAAAAAGAUAUUAAAGAACAGAAAGACGUCACUUCAAAGAUCUUCAAUGUGUUUAUCUCGGUGUUGCCUUCAGCAAUCACAGCAGGGCUAUUUGGAUUCAAAAAGUAUUUCUGA